Messenger RNA from Zygosaccharomyces rouxii, 1503 nucleotides. RefSeq names its product double-strand break repair enhancer MSC1 (gene MSC1). NCBI's taxonomy places the organism in Eukaryota, Fungi, Ascomycota, Saccharomycetes, Saccharomycetales, Saccharomycetaceae. The transcript has a single exon. The record is from RefSeq and is a predicted model, not a curated record. Bases 1 to 1503 code for a protein of 500 amino acids.
AUGAAGCCAAGUAUUAGUAUUCUUUAUUCACUUGCAGUGAGCGCAAACGUUGCAAACGUUAUUGCAGAUGGAUCUAUCUUUGAUAGUUGGACCCAUAGCGAUUUGAAGAGUUAUAUCAAGGAUCAGCAAAGGAGUUUGGAAAAAUUAAGUUCAAAAACUUAUGAAGAGUUGAAGGAAACCUUAUCAGAAGCAUGGCCCGGACAAACUGGCAGUAAAAAACCAUGGUGGCAGUUUUGGCCCAGUCAAAGUUCUGUGACUGGCUCAUCGCAACCAGUUACUGAUUGGUUAUUUGAGACAUGGCCAAUGGAAAGGCUACACGCAUUUCUCAAAAAGAAUGGGAUUCACCCCCAUCCAGGCGCUACUAAAGAUCAGUUGAUCAAGUAUAUAAAAGACCAUUUUUACUCGAUUUCAGAGAAAUUGGAUACUUCUGGAUUCUAUCCAUCUUCAUCCUAUUUCGAACACUGGACAGCAGAUGAUUUCAAAUCUUGGUUACAAGACUUUGAAGUGCCAUUCGAAGAAAAUAAUGAUGAAUUGUUGGACAAAGUGAGGGAAAACAUCUAUCACGUAUCCAAAGCUGCUGAAGAAAAAAGGUUAAACGCUUUGAAGUCGUUGGAUUUGGCAAAUAGAGAACUGCUCGAUUCUGCAGGAGAUAUCAAGAAGGACGUUUUCGAACACUGGUCUGCUGAAGAUCUAAGGAAAUGGUUGAACAGCCAUAAGAUUCCGUACAAUGAUGAUAUCGAAGAAAAGCGCGAUGCGUUAGCGGCUUUAGCUUCGGAUCAAAAGGAAUUACUAAAAGAUGAUAUUCAAUGGUUCUUAGAAGCGGCUCAAAGACAUUCUUCACCAUUUUUGAGUAAGUCUCCUGACUACGUUUGUUCAGUAUGGGAUAAGACUCUUUUGAAUUUAGGAAGUGCUUUCAAUUCUGUUCAAAAUAAAGUUGGGGAUGUGAUCAACGACACUUUCCUAAUUGAUUUGGAUAGUUGGCCAAGAGGUAAAAUUACUGAGUUUCUAGAUGCACGCGGUGUAAGCUACAGUAAAAUUGCAACGAAUGAACAACUGCGUGCAUUGGUAAGAGAGGUCAGAAAUAAGCCAUUGAAAAAGGCACAGGAGAAGUAUGACCAAUUGACCGAUGGUGCAUGGUAUCACAGCCUGAAGAAUUGGGCCCAAAGAAAAUCUGGUGAAGUUCAAGGGAAUGAUUACUACAAAUCAGUUAGUACUAACGCUAAAACUUUGAGUAAAAACACCCAAAGUUGGGCCUCAGGCCUUGGUAAGAAGGUUAAGGAUGAUUUCAAUUCUUGGUCCGUGGAAGAUUUAAAGAAUUAUUUGAAGAAAAUGAGUGGUGGUGCUUCGACUGCCACAAUGUCCAAGGAUGAAUUGGUGAAACUGGUAAGAGAAAAAACUAAUCUGAUGCUAGGAGUACAAGAACAGCCAUGGUAUGAGAGAUGGACCAAUAAUGUUAAGAAUUUAUUUUCGCGUGUACCUGCUGCCUUAGCGGUAAGACAAUAA